ACGGAGCAGAGCUCUUCGGCGAGACCCGGAUAAUGGAGUCGAUUUGGUCGGAGAGAACCGCUGGCUGACUGAAGUGCGGGGGCUGUUAUGGCUGCACGUCGCACCGUGAGCUGCAAGAAUUUCUUCUCUUCUGGAGCAACUCCAUGCAUCGAAAAGCACGGCACUUUCUUGCCCUCCCUUUCGUCUGCUAUCUCUGCAGCCGCACAUUCUCGCGUGAAUUGUGUGCAAAUCGUCAGGACUCGCCGUGGGCUCGGGCGACUUCGAGCUCGUGUAGCUAUGCAGCUCGGUCAUGCGGCAACUACUGCUGCCAGACUUGGAAAUUUGAAUCCUGAAUUCGGUUUUGAGAAAUUCUGCAUUCUUCCCCGGAACCGCGCCCAGACUAUCAACAAUUAUGGACAUUUUUAUUUGGGAAUGUCAAUUUCCUUGGGACUUCAAAAUGUGAGAGGUGAACAUCUGGUUGAACGUGCAUACUCUGAGAUUCGAGGGAAGAAGCCUCGACAAGUAUACAUUCGUGCUGCAGUCAAUGACGUUCCUCCCAGUGCGGAGCGCGAAUUAGAAUUUUUCAGCCUGAGGAAGAGUGUUAGUGAAUUCGCCUCUCAAGUGACAGACAUCAUACAGUCUUCGGGGAUGGAGGGUCUAGAGGCGUCCGUUUCCAAUCUUGAGCAUGAAGCUGGUCAAAGCGAUCUCUGGGACGAUCCUUCCACUGCCCAGUUGACUCUAUCAAAUCUUCUGGAUGCAAAAAGCGAACUCACCACCCUUAGGAGCUUCGAGUCGAAGGUGGAGGAUGCUCAGAUGAUCAUUGAGCUGUUAGAAGACUCAGGCGGUCGUGAUGCCGAAUUGCUAGAGGAAUUAAAUUCAAUAGUCCGUUGGCUUCGGAUUGCUGUAGAUCGUUAUGAGAUGACCAAACUUUUGUCUAGGCCGUACGAUAAGAAGGGUGCUCGGCUGACCAUCUCAGCUGGAGCAGGCGGAACGGAUGCUCAGGAUUGGGCUGAAAUGCUCCUCCGCAUGUAUACUAGAUGGGCCGAUCAAAAUGAAUACAAGACAAAGGUAGUUGAGGUUUCUCAAGGCGAGGAAGCUGGAAUCAAGUCCGCCACUCUGGAGGUUCAUGGGCCUUAUGCGUAUGGGUAUCUGAACUGCGAGAAGGGCACUCAUCGCCUCGUCAGGCAAUCUCCUUUCAACGCCAAGGGACUUCGCCAGACAAGCUUUGCUGGGGUGGAAGUAAUGCCGAUUUUUGAGGAUGACUCAGUAACAGUUGACAUUCCUGAUACGGAUCUCGAGAUCGGAACCUCGAGAGCUGGUGGUGCAGGGGGGCAGAACGUGAACAAAGUGGAGUCCGCCGUUCGGAUCACUCACAUCCCCACCGGCAUUUCCGUUCGAUGCACAGAGGAGCGGAGUCAGCUGCAGAACAAAGCUAAAGCUAUGGCUCUACUGAAGGCGAAAUUGCUCUGCAUAGCUGAAGAGCAGAGAGCCUCAGAUCUAAGAGAAAUCAAGGGCGAUGUCGUGAAAGCAGAAUGGGGUCAGCAAAUCAGAAACUAUGUCCUCCAUCCGUACAAACUAGUGAAGGAUGUGCGGACUAGCGUAGAAACCACGGAUGUCAAUGCUGUCCUGGGAGGGGACCUAGAAAUUUUUAUCAAGGCACUUUUGAGACAGAAGCAAUCAAAUCUAUUCGGCGACGCCACUCUCUCCACAGAGCCUUGAGCUUUUGUAACGGACACGAUCUUAUAAUCUACAGUAGGUUUCAG
This is a messenger RNA of Marchantia polymorpha subsp. ruderalis, 1742 nucleotides long. NCBI's taxonomy places the organism in Eukaryota, Viridiplantae, Streptophyta, Marchantiopsida, Marchantiales, Marchantiaceae. The record is from the annotation of a GenBank genome assembly.